Messenger RNA from Sordaria macrospora k-hell, 1623 nucleotides. RefSeq lists its product as uncharacterized. The record is from RefSeq and is a predicted model, not a curated record. Gene Ontology annotation, molecular function: monooxygenase activity; oxidoreductase activity, acting on paired donors, with incorporation or reduction of molecular oxygen; iron ion binding. NCBI's taxonomy places the organism in Eukaryota, Fungi, Ascomycota, Sordariomycetes, Sordariales, Sordariaceae.
AUGGCAUUUGGAGCUGCCCACCUCCAGCUUUGGCUGGGGGCUUUGGUCGUCCUCGGCGCUGUCUACACAACAUGCCUCGUCGUCUACCGUCUCUUCCUCCACCCCCUUGCCAAAUACCCUGGUCCCUUGCUCGCCAAGCUGACCGACGGCUACAUGGCCUACCAUGCCUUCAAGGGUGACCGACAUCUCGAGUUCUGGCGCAUGCACGAGAAAUACGGCAAGUUCGUCCGCUUCGGACCCAACUCGCUCUCCGUCAACUCCAACACCGCCCUCAAGGAAAUCUACGGCUUCAAGGCCAAUGUGCGCAAGGCCGAGUUCUACGACGCCUUCGUCCACCCUGCUCCCAACACCCACAACGCCCGCGACCGCGACUUGCACGCCCGCAAGCGCCGCGUCCUGGCGCACGCCUUCUCCGACUCGGCCGUCAAGGAAGUCGAGCGCUACAUUCUGGCCAACAUCCGCACCUUCUGCGACGCCAUCGGCGACCUUGGCCGUUCCACCGUCACAUCCGGCUUCGCCCUCGCCGACAAGAAGGGCUGGUCCACUCCCAAGAACAUGUCCGACUGGUGCAACUGGCUCGCCAUGGACAUCCUGGGCGAUCUCUGCUUCGGCAAAGCCUUCCACAUGCUCGAAAAGCCCGACAACCGCUACGCCGUCGACCUCGUCUCCGUCGCCGCCCACCGCCACCUCAUCUGCGGCACCAUGCCCAUGCUCGACAAGCUCUCUCUCGACAAGAUCUUCCUCCGCAAGAUCGCCUCCGGCCGUGCCCAAUACAUGGCCUACAGCAGACAACAACUCGCCGAGCGCACCGCUCUAGGCGACGAGACCGACCGCCGCGACUUCUUCUACCACCUCCUCAAGGCCCGCGACCCGGAAACCGGGCAAGGUUUCACGACCCCUGAGCUCUGGGGCGAGUCCAACCUGCUCAUCAUCGCCGGCUCCGACACCACCUCCACCGCCAUGGCCGCCACCCUCUUCUAUCUCGUCCGCAACCCGUCCGCUUUGGCGCGCGUCACCCAAGAAAUCCGCUCCCGCUUCAGCUCAGUAGAAGAUAUCCACCAAGGCCCCGCCCUGCAAUCCUGCACCUACCUGCGUGCUUGCGUCGACGAAGCCAUGCGCCUGUCCCCCUCCGUAGGCGGCCUGCUCCCUCGCGAAGUUUUGCCCGGAGGAAUCACCAUCGACGGCGAACACGUGCCCCAGGGAACCAUCGUCGGCGUCCCUCAUUACACCAUCCACCACAACGCGGCUUAUUACCCGGACCCCUGGUCAUUCACUCCCGAGCGCUGGCUGCCCACUUCCACUUCCUCUGUUGCCACGGAAAAGGGCGUCACGGCCACGGAAGAACAAAUCCAACUAGCCCAAUCGGCCUUCUGCCCUUUCUCCAUCGGCCCGCGCGGGUGCAUCGGCAAGGGACUGGCGUACAUUGAGAUGAGCAUCACGUUGGCGAGGACGCUGUUCUUGUAUGACUUGCGCAGGGCGGUGGGCGUGGAGGAUGCGGCGGAGGGAGGCAAGGAGGGGGCCGAGUAUGGACGGCAUCGGAAGGGGGAGAUGCAGCUUGUUGAUACGUUUACUAGUACCAAGGAUGGGGUCAUGAUUGAGUUUAGGAGGAGGGAUGAUCUUUAG